Molecule: messenger RNA, 807 nt
Organism: Dinoponera quadriceps
Lineage: Eukaryota; Metazoa; Arthropoda; Insecta; Hymenoptera; Formicidae
Product: coiled-coil domain-containing protein 103-like
Exons: 3
Coding region: 24-794 (256 amino acids)
Biological process (GO): inner dynein arm assembly; determination of left/right symmetry; epithelial cilium movement involved in extracellular fluid movement
Cellular component (GO): outer dynein arm
Source: RefSeq, a predicted model, not a curated record
AGCAACAAACAGUUUUGUCCGUCAUGUCGGACUAUUGUGAAAGCUCGAAAAUAGGACUCAGCCGAGGAGGGAAGGACACAUGCAGUAAAGCGAUGAGCGUGUUGUGGGCUCCGAUAGACUACAGGAGUUUAGAAGAAGAGCUUCACGCGGCUCUCGCGGCCGACGAAUUAUACAAAUUACAGAACGACGCGAAACUUCGAGCGGUUGAACAAGGUGUACCGACGUACGAGCACUUCAGACAAAUGGUCAAUGCUGCUCAUUUGAAACCCCUAGAUCGUAAUGACAUGAAACCUAAGAUCGGCGUGCAGUGGAAUCCAGUGACCGACAGCAUCGGAUAUCCAAUUGUGUCUGCAACUUCAAAGAAAUCACAACGCGUCCGGGAGGAUGAGCGAAAUAUUAAGGCGAAACCUUUGGAAGCGUGCGAGGACUUUUUGCGAUGUUGGAAAACGACCGAGGACUAUUCCGAGAGAUUUACUUACGUGUGGUAUUUGAGGCACGUUCUACAGACUCGUAUUUUUCGAGUGGAAAUACCUACAUUCUUCCUCGGUGACUUCAUGAAUACGUGUUUGCAUUAUGUAUCAAAGGUGGACGAUGUAACACAGAUUGCAGAACUUCUUAGUAUACUGAGCACAUGUGGCAGAUUCGAUCUGGCCGUAUGUUUCAUGACAAAGAACGAGCAGGCUACGUGCAAGCAACUCUUUCAACAAUUGCGACUCAAAGGAAAGUCGCAGGAUAAAUCGUUGGGAGACGCGGUCGCGUCGUUAGCCGUGAAAUACCGAAUCGAGCUCGAUUAACGUGUCAAGGAAA